AUGCGCUACACCCACGAGGACAUCCAGCAGCACGGCCUCCUCCAGUUCACCGGCGAGCAGGCCGUGAGCCCUUACGCCAAGUUCCAGGUCGAGCCUUCCAAGACCGGGUCCGGCCUGGUCCACCUCAGGUGCGCCUACAACAACAAGUAG
Messenger RNA from Linum tenue, 150 nucleotides. The record is from the annotation of a GenBank genome assembly. Lineage: Eukaryota; Viridiplantae; Streptophyta; Magnoliopsida; Malpighiales; Linaceae.